AUGGUGUCGAGUGAAGAAACAUUGGCCUUAUUCCGGCAGACAAUCCGUGGGCAAACAGCCACACUCCCAGACCUAUACGCUUUGUUUCCCGAAUGGAAGGCUGAAAUUCAUCCUGAUUAUGAGAGAGCCCGCGAUGAAGUUCUCAAUCCGUGGAUCGAACGAUGGGUGCCAAAUCGGGCUACGAGUCGCAAAUUUCAAAAGGCAGACUUUGGAGUCUUCGCUGCUAUCUUCUGUGCGCGUUCUUCGUUCGAGGUCCUAUGUACCGUGUCUAAAGCCUUCGCAUGGUAUUUUAUUUGGGAUGAUAUUUUCGACUGUGGCAUCCUCGCCAACGAUAAAGAUAAAGCCCAGGAAUACAGAGAGCAAUCCGUACGGUACUUCCACGCCGUACUCGGGGAGGAAGAAGACAUCCCCGAUCUGUCAUACUUCUCAGAGGAGCUUUACGUGUGCUCAAAAGAGGUCCUUCUGGACCAGAAGCUAUACUAUGUUGAAAGUGUCGAUACUGUGGACACGGUCUACUCGGAAAACCACGUUCCAUCACUGAAGCAAUAUCUGAGCCGGCGUGAACGCACUGCCGGGGUGUAUCCGGUUAUAGCCACAAUCCCCUUCAUUUAUGAUAUCGACGUCUCACAACAACAGCUAGAUGGCGAGUCGAUGCAGUUGUUGUGGAAACAUACGUCGUAUUUGGUACACAUGAUCAACGACAUGUUUUCAUUGCGCAAAGAAAUUGCGGAUGGGCAAAUCGAGAAUCUCAUCCCAGUAUUAAUGCUCAACGAAGGCGUCGACUGCAACACCGCCAUGAAGUUAGCUAUUAUGCUGGUCGAUGAGGCAGCACACGGUUUCCAUGAGACUGAGAAGCAUCUUCAAGCUCAACAUGACUCUGCGCCGCAUGAGGAAAUUACUGAAGCUUUCCUGGAGGGCUGUAAGAAUGUGGUGAUGGGGCUGACAUAUUGGAGUUAUACGGGGCAACGGUAUUUCCACCACUCGAAAAUCGAAGCUGGAAACACGAUUACAUUCGGCUUAUGA
Aspergillus aculeatinus CBS 121060 is the source of this 1023-nucleotide messenger RNA. Its product is annotated as terpene synthase family protein. The transcript is spliced from 10 exons. The record is from RefSeq and is a predicted model, not a curated record. Bases 1 to 1023 code for a protein of 340 amino acids. NCBI's taxonomy places the organism in Eukaryota, Fungi, Ascomycota, Eurotiomycetes, Eurotiales, Aspergillaceae.